Molecule: messenger RNA, 2079 nt
Organism: Aspergillus melleus
Lineage: Eukaryota; Fungi; Ascomycota; Eurotiomycetes; Eurotiales; Aspergillaceae
Product: ferric reductase family protein
Exons: 1
Coding region: 1-2079 (692 amino acids)
Biological process (GO): intracellular iron ion homeostasis; copper ion import; iron ion transport
Cellular component (GO): plasma membrane
Molecular function (GO): ferric-chelate reductase activity
Source: RefSeq, a predicted model, not a curated record
AUGGCCAUGUUGUCCCCUCGCCAUGACAUGACCUCGUCGGGCGGCGAUAUGGAGCCGCACUGGGGUUAUUUUGAUCGAGAAUUACCAUGUAUGGUCGAUGCCGGUAAAUGCGCCUACCUGGACGUGGUCUACCACAGUCACGAUCUGUCCGUCCUUUACAGCAUCAUUCUGUGGGCCGUGAUCCUUGGAAUUCUACUGCUGUGCUUCAUCGGCCACUACUGCAACCCAGUCGGCCGCCAAUUCAACACGUGUGUGAGCAAGAAAGAGGACGUUGAAACCCCCGGUCACAGUCAAAGCUCGCUAUAUCGCAUGCGGAGAGCUCUCGGAUCGUUCUACCAUCGUUAUCUGGUCGCUGAAUUCCUUCCCUCUGUCUUCGGCAACACGACCCGGUUCAACGUCCUGAUUCUGGUCGUCUUGACUGGCUAUGUGACCGUCUUCAGCUUUGUCGGCAACGUGUAUAAGACCUGGUACAGUCCGGUAGAAGGCAGUCCCGACACCAUUCGGGUGGGCAUGGGCCCCUGGGCCGAUCGCAUUGGAGUGUUGGCCUACGCUUUGACGCCGCUGUCGAUCCUUCUGUGCACUCGCGAAUCCAUUCUCUCGCUUGUCACAGGUAUCCCUUACCAUCACUUCAACUUCCUGCACCGCUGGCUCGGCUACAUCAUCUACAUUCAAUCCGUGCUACACACUAUCAGCUGGACCAUCGUUGAAGGAAAGCUUUACCAGCCACAGCCAUCCACCUGGAACGAGUUCAUCAAGCAGGAAUACAUCAUCUGGGGAAUUGUGGCCAUGAUUCUCUUGACUUUCCUUGUGGUUUUCAGCACGAAAUGGGCCAUCCAACUGACCGGAUACGAGUUCUUUCGCAAAUCUCACUACAUUAUUGCCAUGAUUUACGUCGGUGCCUGCUGGGGCCACUGGGAUAAACUGGCAUGCUGGAUGAUCGCCUCGUUGGUUGUUUGGCUUCUCGAUCGUGCCAUCCGACUUUUGCGCACACUCAUCCUGCACUUCGGCACUUUGUCCACUACGAACGCGUCCUACCGGGGCCUUCUUAUCCCCAAAGCCCACAUCACCCACUUCCCGCACAACGAAGACGGCGACGUCGUUCGUCUCGACUUUCAGCACGAGCACGCCCCAUGGGACAUCGGCCAGCACUUUUACCUCUGUUUCCCCGGUCUUAGCAUCUGGCAAUCGCACCCCAUGACCCCCAGCUCCGUACCCGGCACCCGCAUUCAAUCACACACGUACAUCAUCCGUGCCAAGGGUGGUCUCACGCGUGAACUUGCCCAAAUCGCCCGUCACCCAGACCCCGAGAAAAACGCCAGCACAUCCAUCGUCCUGAAUGGACCCUACGGCCAAUCUAUCGUCGAUAACGACCUCGCCUGCACCGAUGACAUCAACCUCUUCUUCGUGGCCGGUGGCACGGGUGUCACCUUCGUCCUGCCUCUUUUGCAAGCCAUCGUCCUCAACCCGCUCUUCAAGACCCGCCGCAGCCAAAUCGAACUCAUCUGGAUCAUCCGUCGCCGCUCCGACAUGCACUGGAUUUUGAACGAGCUGGACGCCCUCCGCACAGCCACAUACACCUGCUCUCACCUUCGCAUCCGAAUCUACGUAUCCCGAGAGACUGAAUACGAGUCGGAGGUCAACGCAGACAGUAACCUGCCGUCCUACCCUCUCCAAGAACCACCCAAGGAUUUUGAAACUGUCCCGCUCAGCCCCAAGGCCAAGGAAGUCGGCUUCACGAUCCAAGAAUCAUCCACGACAGCGACCAGCAUGUCCCCGUCCAUCAACUCCGUUGAAAAGUCUCGCCCUGCCAGUAUGCCGCCUCACAACACCGACGGCUUCAUCGUGCACUCUAUCGGCGCUGGCGCCGGUAUGUCUAAACAUCCGGACCUGGCGUCCGAAGUCAGCGAGUUCGUCUCGCGCACGGCGCGUGGCCCGACCAGGGUCGUGGCCAGUGGACCGGCCGGUAUGAUCCGGGACUUGAAGCGAGGUGUGGCGGGUUGCAAUGACCCUGGGAAGGUGUUGAAGGGGGACGAGAAGUUCGAUGUGCAGUUUGUGUUUGAUGAUCGGUUGGAGUGGUAG